Closterium sp. NIES-65 is the source of this 3288-nucleotide messenger RNA. NCBI's taxonomy places the organism in Eukaryota, Viridiplantae, Streptophyta, Zygnematophyceae, Desmidiales, Closteriaceae. The record is from the annotation of a GenBank genome assembly.
AUGGACAAGGUCCUCGUUUCGGGGUUGAAGGAUCUGCGGAUUCGGAUGACCACAUACAUCAAGGAACACGUCGCACGAAAACGGUCAGGCCAUGUCGGAGUUGCUGCCGAUGCCUGUGACGACGACGCCGCGGAGGCCCCUUCGGCAUUCCAAGCAGUCGGUGUCGCCGACACCAGCGGAGAGGCCGGAGACGGCGUCGACAAGGCAGAUGAGAAGGCAGAAAGGUCUGAGGAGGAGGUGGUGGAGGAGGAGGAGGAGGAGGAGGAGGAGGAGGAGGAGGAGGAGGAGGAGGAGGAGGAGGAGGAGGAUGAGGAGGAGGAGGAGGACAAGGCGGCGGCGGCGGCGGAGGCCGUGGAGCAGGGUUUCGGGUCGGUGGAGCAGGUGGCGGAGGGGGAGAAGCAGCAAGAGGGGGAGGAGGAGGUAGAGUUCCCCUGGGUCGAAUUCGAGAUGGAGGAUGUUGAGGGAGCGGCGGCGGUGGCCGUGGAGGGAGCGGCGGCGGCCGUGGAGGGAACGGGUGGGAUGUCGGCGGAUGUUGUGUACGUACGAGGGGAGGGUGCCGAUGUGGAGAAUGUCGGCGUGGAGGAGGCGCACGUGGUCGGCAAUGUGGUUGGCGACGCGAAGGAGGAGGAUAACGCCACGACCCCGACGCCGACGGGCGUGGAGACCACCACAGGGAACGCAGGGGUGGAACGCCGGGGUGGAGUGGUAGAGGCAGGCCGUCAACCGGGUUCCUCAGCAGCUGGUCGGCAGGCAACUCCGGCCGUCGUCGCGCAGCUGCGACAGGAGAACAGGUGGCUGAGGGCUGAAAAUGCUCGUCUCGAGACGGCGCUCGGAGUGGAGAGGGGUCGGGUGGACAGUUAUGCGAUGGGGAUUGGCCGCCUCGUGGACAAGCUCAGGUCGUUGGCCGACCAGGUCGCCGCCUCCGACCAGGACGCGUCGAGUCGGCUGAUGGACGCGUCCUUGACCAUGGCGACGACCGUGACGGAGAACAUCACCGCCAACAUGGGUGAAGCAUGGGAUGCGAUGAAGGCGUACGCCGAGAGGGCGGAGUGCUGGUUGGACGAUCUAGAGAAUCCGGAGGGGUUUAUGGCGGUGCAACGUGCGAACGCGGUCGUCGCCAUGGGCAACCACGUGGACGAAGCAAGGAAGGGAUUGGAGGAAUACAUAUCGAAGCACCAAGUCGCCGCGCAGACCAACAUCGCCGCCGCGGUAACUCAACGCGUCGCCGUCCCGCCGCCCACGCCGCCCGCCCCACCGCCAGCCUUCCCGGACGAGCUCAUGAAGUCUUUCAAGGCGGACGUGUUGAAGGCGGUGACUGAGGCCACCCAGCAGUCGUUUGUUGCGUCCGGGUUAAACCUCAUGACCCAGGUGAUCGGCCAUCUGGCGCCUGGUCGGCAUGGGUCGUCGCCGUCGGCCAAUGAGGCCGACAAAAAGGGUGCGAAAAGGGCGGGCGGCGGAGAUGAUGCGUUGAGCUCGAAGCGGAGCAAGGGAGCCGAUGGGAGCCGCGGCGUCGGCCAGGUGGGUCCAGGCGGCUCGCGGAGCAAGGGAGCCGACGGGAGCGGAGGUACGAGCGUGGUCGACCAGCUCAAGAAGAACGGGGCCAAGGUGAUAAGGACGCACAGCAAGGGCGAUGGAAUCAGGAGUGCGGAGGGGGGCCCUGCCGACCAGGUUGCCGCUCAAGAGGCUGGACCAACAGCCCCGCCAUUGGUCGCCGAGAAGCCGGCCAGUCUAGCGACCGCACCAACGGCGAUAGAUGGCGGCGCCAAAACCGUCAAGGGACCGUCCGGCGGAGUGGCGGGGACCACGUCGAUCCCCCGCAACCCCCCUGCGGCUAGCAGCGCGCCGAUCUCCCCGUCAGCCGCCAACAACGAUGGGCCGUCCCUUGCGGCUUCUCCAGCACCAGCAGGCACGUGUGGCGCCAAGGUUGACGCGGUGGAUGUUGCGGCUAACCGCGCUGGUCUCGGAGCCAAAGACGACCACUGCUGCGGUCGGCGCGAGAAAGUCGAAACGGAAGGGGACGGUCGACGCAGGGAAAGCGAGGCCGAGCUCGAAGAAGAAAACACGGGCGACGUUGGCGAUGGUGAAGUCGGUGGAGAAAGGAUAGGGGAUGGCGACGGCGAUGGUGAAGGAGAAGGCGGCGGAGAAAGGGAAGGAGAAGGAGAAGGAGAUGGAGGAGAAGAAGGAGAAGGAGGAGGAGAAGGAGAAGGAGGAGAAGGAGGAGGAGGAGAAGGAGAAGGAGGAGGAGGAGGAGGAGGAGGAGGAGGAGGAGGAGGAGGAGGAGGAGGAGGAGGAGGAGGAGGAGGAGGAGGAGGAGGAGGAGGAGGAGGAGGAGAAGGAGAAGGUGGAGGAGGCGGAGGUGGAGGAGGAGAAGGCGGCGACAGAGGAGGAGAAGGUGAAGGUGAAAGAACGGAAGGGUCAUGGCAUCCGCCACGACACCACGGGCGACAAGCAAGGCAAGAUCCUCAUGGCCGAGCUCACCGGCUUGGAGGAAACAGUGAUGAAGCAGUGGAGGGCGGUGUGGAAAGAAGUCCGGUUCUUGCCGACUGGGAUGUGGACGGUGAUAUGGGCACGGGGCGCGUUCCUCCCAAAGACACGACAUCAGGCGAUGCGCACCACGACGCGCUUUUGCCCGCAAUCUGGUUCCCCGUCGAUGCCGACACGAAGGAAGGGAAGCAGAAAUUGGAUGCAAUGAUGUCGGCCAUGAUUGAUCGCGUGUCCUUAUGCGCGGCGUAUGGGAAGGUCGCUGCAUCCGCGGCGAGAAAGGAGGGCGACACGGAUGAGACGACGGCGAAGGUCGCACAGGCGCUAUCGGCCUCCGCUUGCGCCCUGUGGUGCUUAGUCGAGGGCGACGGCGCCCAGGUGGCUGAUGCCGUGCGCGAAGGGAAGGCGGCGGCGAUGUUGGUCGGCGCGAGCGAGAGUACCGCCGCCGAGUUCAAGAAGGUCAUGACGGCGGUGUUGGAGGCCGCGAUGAGCAGGCAGCAACCCCUCGGGGAGGUUGCGCACGUCGCACCUGCGCUGGAGUCCACCGCUCUGGCCAAAGCCUAUCCGGGGUUGGAUGUUGAUGCCGAGGCCAAAUUGAUCGCACGAGCGACGGUGGAAACCCUCGCGUUCUGGGGAAUGUGCCCCGUGGAUGGGCCGAAACUCAGGAAGAUCGGCAUCGCGGUGCCGCUUGACGCGCAGAUGGAGUACGAUAUCGAACACAGGGGGAGGAAGAGGCAGAGGGGCAAGCAGGGGAAGGAUAGCUCGGGGAAGAAGGGCAGAGCGGGCAAGGACAGCACGGCGGCGUAG